Molecule: messenger RNA, 4068 nt
Organism: Toxotes jaculatrix (banded archerfish)
Lineage: Eukaryota; Metazoa; Chordata; Actinopteri; Toxotidae
Gene: evi2b
Product: mucin-5B
Exons: 2
Coding region: 152-1420 (422 amino acids)
Source: RefSeq, a predicted model, not a curated record
GGGACAUCGUGCCCAACAAGCAACGGUUAGAAUAUCCUCAAGCUGUUUCACUCUGCACACAUCCUACAACAACACAGCUAAUGCUUUACGGAGGAUUUCAGUGUCAAGUCACUGAGAGACACAGCAACAAGCCAGAAAACAGAAGAAAAUAAUGACCAUCAGUUUCAUAAGCCUCGUUUUCAUAUGGCUGCUGCCACUGGCAGAGAGCAGCGCAGUGACAUCUGGCCAGAGUCACAACUUCACCGAUGUGACGACAGGGGAGGCAACAGGAAAUGAGUUCACUCAGGGCCACCUGACAACACAGGAGGCAUCCAGCUUAAAUCCACUCUCACAGGUCUCUGGUCAUAACACUGCACCAUCCAUUACAGCUGGUGUAAUUCCAACUACAAAACCCAGCACUAAACCGCUCCUGCACACAAUUCAAAUGACGCCUCCUAAGACAUUGUCACCGCUGAAUGAAAGCACAGCAACCAACUCCAUAAUGUCUCAGUUAAACAGGUCAACAGCAGAAGAGACCCCCACAACAUCAGCAACAAAGGCGGAAAACAGUUCAGCCAGCAACCUAACCACAACUGCAAGGGUUCCUCCAAUACUAAGCAGCUCCACCCAAAGCCAAGCCAAGCCAUCCACCUUCCAAUUGACGAGUGAUGAAAUGACCCAUCCAUCUACACAUCCAGCACAGUCCACACCGCUGCCCUCUACAGCAACCACCUCUACCAAGCCUGCUGCCAAGUCUACAAGUCCAGGCCCAGUCACAGGUGGUGAUGCUACACUGGCCACGACAAAGACACCGUUAGUCCACAUCACCAGCGCAAAGAAAACACUAAAUUCAUCAAAAGAAGAAGCAAAGUCCAAUAAGGGAGAAAAGCAGGGUAAAGUAGUGGCAGGGAUAAUAGGUACAGCCCUGGUACUGAUGAUGGUAGGAUUCCUGGUCAUCUUCAUAAAGAAACGAAAGCUUCAGAAGCAGCAGAUAACGACUGCAGACUGGGCCGGGCCUUCACCAUUUCUACAGAGUGGAGCUGACAAUGGCAACGUAGCACUGAGGUCAUCUAACCAGAUUUCUCUCUCCAGCUUCCUGCCUCAGAGACUGUCCAAAAGGUUGUCCCUGCUACAAGAGACAGAUGAGGAGUUAGAAGACAUGACACCAAGUACCACAUUUGGAGAUAAAGGUCAAGGGAAUACAUCUGGAGGACAGGUGAAUGGAAAGGAUGCACCGGAAAUGAACGGGACUGCUGCAGUUGUUACAGAAAUGAAAAGCGAAGGAGACGUUCCAGAGACUGUUGAAAACUCUGUCUUGCUUUCCACAAAUAACAACUCAGAGGCUGCAAACCUCAGUCAAGAAUCUGAAAAUCCCCCUUCCCCGCCUGCAGCUGUGGAAAAUGAUCCGGCACAAUUGAAUGAUGGCCUGGGCCAACCAUAAGUGAGCUUAAUGCCCAAACCCACCCACCCCAACACAUCCAUGAGCAGUCACAUUCCCUAAAGCGCCACUGUCACUGGUUUCUAGGCAGUAGCUGUGACUGAAAACAUAGGAAACUGGUCAAAUUUUCUUCUAAAUUAUAGCUGUCAGCAAGGCAACUGUGUCUCUCCCCAUCAACACUUCCUCACACCUCAACCCUGCAGGAUUUCCUUUAUAAGUAUGUAAAAAUGUCACCCAGGCCUGAAGUCAAUCUAAAAUGCUUUCUGCCCUCCCUGACCUGUGGAGAGUACUACUGUUGAAAAUAGAACCAUUGGGGAAAAAGGGCCACCUUUGUACUUAUCUCGCAGCUGAUAGAGAAAAGCAGAAGGAAACGUGGUGGUGAGGGACAUGCUAAUGCUUUCAGUACAUGACAGGAGCUGGCAUACUGUUUAACAUAUGAGUAAUGUAAAACGCUGAUGAGGAAGUGUGAAUAGGGAAAGGGGUGACUCACUUUUCAUCUAACAGAGAACUUAGAGAGAGUCCACAUGACAUGAAAAUAGGGGGAGGGGGGGGUAAAUCUGGUCUCACUGAUUCACUGUCUGCAGGGUAAUGUGGCAUAAACAUUGGGCAAGAGAGAAGAUUCAGUACCCUCUGCAGUGGAGGUACAUUGCCUUUUUAUUUUAUAGGUCAUGUUUCAGAAUUUUCAGAAUCAUUUAACAACAGCACAUUUUUCAAGGAUUUGUCAAGUUUGUGUCAUAAGUCUAAAGAUAGCCUUACAGACUGAUCUGCUUACAAGGGAGUUUUGAUCCUCCAGUGGAAGUGUGGACACCACCAUCAUAAAACAGAGGCCACUCACAACGCGGCUGUCAGCACAGCCCAUCCUCCCCAGGCUCAGCUCUUUACAGCUCCCAGCUGCACAUAUUGCUGACUGUCAGCGUCUUUCUAUGGGACACAGAAAUGGGACUAUACUCAUAUAAAGCUUUGGAAAGCAACAAAACCACUGAAAUGAAACUAUGCAGAAUGAAAACAUGUAGAACAGCAAAGCUAUUGGAUGGAUUCACUGUGGACUGUUGCACUGGCCUUUGGAAAUAUUAUUAUAAAUGAUCCAUCAGCAUGAGCAAAUAAACGUGAUGAUUUGUUGUUGUGAAUCUGGAUCUAGAAGCAUUUCAACUCAUUUCCAUUAUAACUGCCUGUGCAGCCUUAACCAUGUUGUAGUUCCUCAGCUCAGUGUGUGGUUAUGGGGUUUUCAUGAUGUACCAUUUUCAGGUUAUGAGUCAUGAGAGGUUUGUACUUAAUGUCGUUGUCAGGUCAUCUUCUUCCUUUGCAAGUUGGUAAUGAUCCUGAUGCUUUUUUAAAAAAAAAUAAAUGUCUCUAACUUUAUAUGUUGUAUAUUUUGACUUCUGUUGUGUUUCUUACAUUGUAUCUGAAUGUGAAGUAAAGCUAAAGCCUAGUGAAACUGGUUUCUGAAACAUCUGUGAGUGGUUGCACUUGUGGUUUUUAUUGUCACAUCAAAAACAAACCCACUUCCACAUUUCAAAUUGUUCUACAAUAUUCACUGGUUGCCUCCAAAAAGCUGAACUAUGAAAAACAGUAAAAAAAAAACAAAAAAAAAAACAUUAAAAACCAAGAAAAACCAUGGUUUAAGUUAAUUUAAGUUGCAUGCAGCACUGAAUAGGUCUUCACACUUGUGGGGAGCCUGUGGGGGGAAAUGGCAGCCAUGGUGUUAAUGUAGGCUGCAUGGUUUGGCUGUGAAUUUGCAUGAUCAUCUGAUAUAGAACCAAUUAAUUAGACGUCAGUCGCUUAUCUGUAUCGUGCAUGACGGCAGACACAUGCAAAGACAGACCCUGAGCACAGACUGCAGGAUGCUGGCUGAGUGCUUUUGCGACCAUUGGACACUACAUGAACGAGCAAGACGUUAUUCCCUGCAUGGAGUGCGUGGGAGCGAACGUGUCGCACAUUUUGUAUCACUUCCUGUGUCCAGUAUGUGAAGUUGGCACCAAACACGCAUGAUGUUGUUUUAUAUCAAGUGUAGAAAAAGUUGACAUGGCAACAAUUGCCUAUUUACAUAUCCAUAUUUGUUAAAUACCAAAGAUGAAAACACACAAUAUCUAAUCUAACAAGUGGGACUGUAUACAGGUGUGUGUGUCAGUGUGUAUAUAUGUGUCUCUCUAUGGUUGUGAGGACAUUUAAAGUUCAUGUCGAAUAAAGGUUUCAGGUUAAAAGAGAUCUUUGUUAGCUACAUACAAGACAUACUAGCUACUGGAUGUAACUCCAGUCCAAAGUGUGUGAAACACACUAACAUCAGCGUCGUGGUGUGGCUGUCCAGUAACCUAACAACAUUACAGUUAGCCACUCAACGCUAACUCUACUUUGUGUCUUCUGUCACAAAAUCAGCUCUAGACUUUGUGUCAUAGCUGCUGGCGCUAAAUUAAACUUGUUCACUGCUGAUUCAUCCGAGGCAGGUUCCCAUGUCACUGUCACUGAGAAACUGAGCCGGCCUGCAGAGAAGAGAGCUGUGAAGUGAAGAGCUGCUGCUGCUGAAGAACGAGAGGAAGACACCGAGGGUGGUUUGUUGACCUGGUGACAUCAUGAGUCCUGGACCACACAGUGGCCCCGCCCACCAUUUUUGCGUGGGCGGAGGCGGUGCAAAUUUGUUCCAUUGUUACUUAAAA